Micropterus dolomieu (smallmouth bass) is the source of this 786-nucleotide messenger RNA. RefSeq names its product ankyrin repeat and SOCS box protein 2-like. The annotation marks the transcript as partial. The transcript is spliced from 5 exons. NCBI's taxonomy places the organism in Eukaryota, Metazoa, Chordata, Actinopteri, Centrarchiformes, Centrarchidae. The record is from RefSeq and is a predicted model, not a curated record. Gene Ontology annotation, molecular function: protein binding.
CACUGAGUGGUCCUAAACCAGAGGGAACGUUGGAUUUCUCUUUCACAACCCUUUAAAAGAGCUCCGUCAUGGCGGCAGCCAGCGUCUCUCGCUCUGGAUCAACAGCUCCCGUUCUGGCCUUCGAGGAUUAUUCCCUGUACGGUAACCUGAGUGAUGACGAGCUGCUGGCGCUCGCCAUCGAGCGCAGUCUGACCGACGCCCACGCCGACACUGCUGCUACGCCUCCUUGCCAACCCCCCUGUGGCCGCCUGAUCCCUGCAGCCGGCCGCAGCUCCCACAAUCCGCCUCCAGCCGAGACCACCGCACACUACAGUUCUCCAAACCCUCCGAGUGAAAUGCCUCCCGAUCCGAGGACCUUCGAUGGAACAAUCAGUCACUUCAUGACGGGUUCUGGGAAGAGGAUGGUGGCGUAUCGCAGACCUGACGGUGGUCUGGUCCACAUCGCUCCGGAGCCUAAAGAAGAGGAGGAGCCUCUGUUCAAAGCGAUCCAUGACGGUGAUCCGAGCAGAGUGAAAGCCCUGAUCAUGUGUCCGGGAACAAACCUGAUGCUGCCGAGUAAACCGGGUUGGCUCGCCGUUCACCAGGCGGCGUGGUACGACCAGGACGCCUGCCUGAAGGUCCUGCUGUCAGCUCAGCCCGGGAUGAUCAACAAGCGAACGGAGCGCGGUGAGACGCCGCUGAUGGUCGCCAUCAGCAAAGAGAGCAUGCGAUGCGUUCAGGUGCUGCUGGAAAGAGGAGCGGACCUCAACAUCACGAACUACGACCGGGAGACUCCGCUCUACAAAG